This is a messenger RNA of Aspergillus ibericus CBS 121593, 1344 nucleotides long. RefSeq lists its product as uncharacterized. The record is from RefSeq and is a predicted model, not a curated record. Gene Ontology annotation, cellular component: membrane. The coding region runs from base 341 to 1177 and encodes 278 amino acids. Lineage: Eukaryota; Fungi; Ascomycota; Eurotiomycetes; Eurotiales; Aspergillaceae. The transcript has 2 exons.
ACCAUACUUUGCCUCGCCCAAUCAAGGCGCUCGCCGUGUCGACUAAGUGACUGUUUCGGCCACGCUCCGCAGAAGCUUAGGUGCUAGCAGCAUGAGUUUAAUAAAGUUGGGAUGAUCGGUCGUUAAGGAGAAGGAAUGCGAAGGGAGGGGACCCGACAGCGACAGACAGCCCACUAGCAGUCUAGUCAUAAAUCUCUGGUCGCGUGUCCUUGCGCCUGUUCGCCUCCAUAUCGAGCAGGCUCCAUGUCUAUCAUCGCCCAGGAUACCCUGAACACUCAGCCCUAACGAGUAACGACAGACAACAACCGCCAGAGUGGAGGAUCCAAGCCGACCCGCCAAAAUGAACAAGCUCAAGAACCGCUCCCUCUACGAACUCCUCCACGUCGAUCCCUCGCUCGACAGUGCCCAUGUCUACGAAACCUCCUGGCUCCUCCCUCCCCUCCCCUACGCCAUCCUCCGUGGCACCAUCUCCCUCUACAUCUUCACCAGCAUCUUCUUCAUCUGGGGCUGGAGCGGCACCCAUGGCGACCGCGCUGAGAUCGGCGAGAGCUUCAGCUACUUCACCUGGCUCACCUACUGGGGACUAGGCUUCUACAUGCUCAUCGCCUCCAUCCACACAGCCUGCUAUGCACUCAAGGGCCGCUCCGUUCUCUUCGACCGCUGGCCCCGAGCCCUGCGCGCCCUUCACGGUCUCUACUACGCCAGCGUCACGACUUACCCAUUCCUCGUGACUAUCGUCUUCUGGGGCAUCCUCUACUCCGGUCCAUGGUACACCGUGACCUUCAGCGGCUGGCAGAACAUCUCCCAACACGGCCUCAACUCCCUCUACGCCCUGCUGGAAAUCAUCCUCCCGACCACAAAUCCCCACCCCCUCCUCAGUCUCGCCGUCCUCAUCUUCAUCCUCCUCCUAUACGUCUCCCUCGCCUACCUCACCUACCACACCGAGGGCUUCUACACGUACUCCUUCCUGGACCCCGGCCCGCACGGUGAAAAGAGCGCCCACGUCGCGGGCUACUGUUUCGCGGUUUUGGCGAUUAUCGUCGUCUUUUUUAUCUUCUCGUGGUGCGCGAUCUGGUUGCGUCGUAGAUUAACUCAUGGGAAGGUGAAGCGGUCGGGGUAUGAUACUGGGUGCGAGAGGAGUGUUGAGGUGGAGGAGGUGGAGGCGCAGAUUAAGUAGUAGUACUUAUUGUUGGCUUUGGUUGGUUUAGGGAUGAGGGGGGUGGGGUUUGUAAUGUGAUGAGGAUUGUAUAUGGUGGGGUUAAUGAGAUGAUGUGCUUUGGGGCUGUUAAUGUGUGGUAUGGGUUGGGUUCGGUUGGUAUUGGGUACGGGGUGUAUAUAUGAUAC